AUAAUAUAUAUUGUAUUAAAAAUGUCGGAACCAAAAUGUAAAAUUGACCUUUUUUGUAAUGUUUGUGGACGUUUCAUAGCAAGCGAUGAAAAAUGUGGCAAUGCGAGUGAUUGUUUUUAGGAAGCCUAUAAACAAUAUUUCUUGCAAGAGUUUAUCACUGACGUAAACUAUGCCCCUAAAAAAUUUUGCUUUAAUUGCUAUUCAAGUGUUAUGCAAUGGAAAAGUGAAAGGAAGAAGGCUAUGCCUUUUGGUAUACCAAUGAUGUGGUUAGACAACAGCCCGCAUCAACAAGAAAAUUGCUAUGGAUGUAUCAACUACCAUAAAACUUUGAAUAGAAGGAAAGCAAAGAAUAAAACUUAUGUAGCAGUGCCAAGUGUCCAAUUACCAUUACCGCACUCAGAAUUCGUUCCAGUACCAACAUACCGAAGUAUUGAUCUUCAAACAGAUAUCAGUACUACAACCGCCGCUGCUAUAUCCAUGCAUUUCUUCUCAGAAUACGACCCUGGUGAAGGUACAUCCUAUGAACAAUCUGUUGCAAACAUGUUGGCAGCUUUCGAUGAAAUUGGGGUUAAUAUGUCGUACAAAAUCAGGGACCGAUCAUAACAGUUAUUGAUGAAAUCUGUCAUGGAAAAAUUCACUAUGAAGGAAAUG
Molecule: messenger RNA, 651 nt
Organism: Rhagoletis zephyria (snowberry fruit fly)
Lineage: Eukaryota; Metazoa; Arthropoda; Insecta; Diptera; Tephritidae
Source: RefSeq, a predicted model, not a curated record